Molecule: messenger RNA, 995 nt
Organism: Uloborus diversus
Lineage: Eukaryota; Metazoa; Arthropoda; Arachnida; Araneae; Uloboridae
Exons: 6
Coding region: 91-912 (273 amino acids)
Biological process (GO): spermatogenesis; regulation of DNA-templated transcription
Cellular component (GO): nucleus
Molecular function (GO): RNA polymerase II cis-regulatory region sequence-specific DNA binding; DNA-binding transcription factor activity, RNA polymerase II-specific; protein dimerization activity
Source: RefSeq, a predicted model, not a curated record
ACAGUUCCCUUUAAAGGAAGCAUUAGACUCGUGCGGCUCCAAGUAGCCUCAGAUUACGACGAAAAAAAGAGAAAAAAUUCUUCCAGCGACAUGUCAUUUUCAAGUGAUUCCGCUGAAGCUGUAUGCGAUGAUCAUGAGAAAGGAUUUCCAUCAAAUAACUCAGCAAGUUCCGAGAACGGAUAUCAGUUUUUGACUCCGAAAACACCACUGCAUCGUUCAUUGAGUUCAGCAAGUACUGUAACCAGUUCAGGUCUGUUCAGGCCUGUGCAAGUAGAAAAUUUAGGGGAUAUUAAUGCAGAAAAUAAGAACUCAGAUUAUAAGAGAGUUGCUAUGAGCGUUUCAAGUUCUUCAUCACUUGAGUCAAGGACUCCAAAAAGUGACAAGAAUUCUCCAAAUUUGGGGACAACUCCAAAGUCAGCUAUGUGGGUUCUUAACACUAACAGCAGUUCCACUAGCUCUGAAGUAUCUUCAUCGAUUUCUGUUCUCUCGCCAUCUACCAUUGAAUUUCCAAAUUCAUGUUCAGAAUUUUCAAAUUCUUCUGGGGAUGACACUAUGCUUCGGACCAUUGACGAACCGUUGCUGCAGCGUUUUAUUGCAUCGGAUGGCCGAUACGUGUACGGAUACAAAGAUUCCGAUGAACUCAGGAUUCAUCCUUUAAGACUGUACGCGUCUCUAAGCGACCGAGAAAGUCACAACGAAAAGGAGAGAAAGCGAAGGAGCCGGGUAGCCGAAGCCUGCAGCACUUUAAGACACUUGAUACCGGGAAUAAGUGAGAAAACUGACAAAGCUACUGUGUUCGAAGCGGCAGCAAGGUACCUGCAAUAUAUAAGAAAGAAAUUUGGAACAGAGUUUGAUGAAGCUUAUUGUUUAAAGUAUUUUCCUGACGAAAGCUGUGAUAAAAUAAUUGGUUGAAUCUUUUAAAACCGCUCUUGAGACUUUGAUAUUUAUUUUGUGUUUUAAAUUCAUGCCAAAACGACAACACUGUGAAGAGUUAA